This is a messenger RNA of Psylliodes chrysocephalus, 1050 nucleotides long. The record is from the annotation of a GenBank genome assembly. NCBI's taxonomy places the organism in Eukaryota, Metazoa, Arthropoda, Insecta, Coleoptera, Chrysomelidae.
AUGAAAAGAGUAGUUUUUCAAAAAUUUUACGAUGGAGCGUUGAUUAAAAUAUGCGCAUUUGAAAAGUUUUACUACUGCUCAGGAACAGAAAAGUUUGAAAAAUUGUUGAAACUCAAGUUUUUGGAUCUAGAUUUAACCAUAGUGGAAAAAGAUAUCAAACGGAGCUUUCCAGAGAAGAAAAAAAAAUCUCUUCAGCAUUUGCUAAAUCAGAAAUUUGAUCUGAAUUAUAAGGAGUCAGAGGAUCUGAAAUGGUAUCGGACAUUACUUCAUGGAAAUACAUUACCCGAUGAAGAGGGGGGUCCCAUUGUUGAACCGGAAGUAAUGCUCCAAUUCCCCCCGCCGACCAACGAAACCUCUUUGGAGACUCUCUACAGGGUGAAUUGUACGAACGUCUCGACAUGUUUCGCGGCAAAUUCUUUCGAAAAUUCGACCAACAACGAGACCAUUGUCGACGUCAACGAUGCCGAGCAGCUAACCGAUUUGAUCCUCAUGGGAGUUCUGUCGGUCGUUCUGGGCCUUAUGAUUCUUGUUACCGUUAUAGGAAAUGUAUUCGUUAUUGCUGCAAUACUACUGGAAAGGAAUUUACAGAACGUCGCAAAUUAUCUGAUAGUUUCCUUAGCCGUAGCCGAUUUGAUGGUGGCGUGUUUGGUAAUGCCUCUGGGAGCCGUUUAUGUGGUAAAUAUUAAUCGUAAUUUAAUUGAUUUUUUUAGGCAUCGAGUAAAAAAUCCGAAAAUAUUGUCUCAAAAUGAAAUAGAGGCUCUGGACCAGGUUAUAUGCGAUACGGACUCAGAAGAGGAAGUAGGAGGGGUAAGAGACAUAUCUGAUGAAAGUGAAGGUAUAGAGACGCUGAUGGCAUUCUUUAUUAGCACUGUCCUGCUCCUUAUUAUGCAGGGCGACAAAUCACAUAAUGCUAAAGCCGGAUUAGAUAAAUUUGCAAUUGCGGUAACAAUUGCACUAUUGUAUGGUGGAAGGACACCUAUAAAUCUGCCAAACAGAGGGAAUUAUUGUGUAAAUUUCGUGCGGAGAAACAUUCUUCGUUUUGUUGUCUGA